AUGGAUGAAAUUGACACGAGCAUGGGAAAGUUUGUAGUGCAGCCUGCCUUUGGCCAAUCGCCGCGGUUCAGCCGAGCCAUCCUGGUCACAGACGGGAGCUUCGAGUGCAGGCAGGAGCCUCUCGUGAUCCAGACUGCGAACCGGAUUCUGUGCGCCAAGCAGGAUACCAUGACGAUCAGAGCAUUGAAGACGGUGUCUACCGGCCGUAAUGGCCUGGGCUCUUUCAUCCUCCAGUGCAAGAAGCUGGACUUUCACUACUGCGACUGGGCCGGCAGCUCCAAGGGAAUGAACGGCUUCAUCAAGUCUCAGCUUCCAAAGUUCGCCGCCGCAAACCCCCAAGUCGAGUUCACCGUAUCGCCCCGUCCGUCGAAACACCCCAUCAUUGUCGGCCACUACAUCAACGGCCGCGAGAAGGCCAUUUGCGUUCGGAAUAUGGAGCCAAUCGAGAUCUUGAAAAAGGCUGAGCUUCUGCGCGACGCCAACGGAGAGAAAUUGAAGAGGGUCAACAAGCCGGUCAACAGUAUCAACCCCAGUGUCAGAGGUGUCUGGAGUCCUUACCACGGAAAUGGCAUGGCUGUAUAA
This is a messenger RNA of Colletotrichum costaricense, 582 nucleotides long. RefSeq lists its product as uncharacterized. Gene Ontology annotation, biological process: mitochondrial translation. Bases 1 to 582 code for a protein of 193 amino acids. The transcript is spliced from 4 exons. Gene Ontology annotation, cellular component: mitochondrial large ribosomal subunit. Gene Ontology annotation, molecular function: structural constituent of ribosome. NCBI's taxonomy places the organism in Eukaryota, Fungi, Ascomycota, Sordariomycetes, Glomerellales, Glomerellaceae. The record is from RefSeq and is a predicted model, not a curated record.